CAUGAAAUUAUAAUUUUUGGACAGCCACUGUGUCUAUCGAUCGCUCCUCUAUCUUCGGCUCUCCGGUCCGAAUUUCCAAAAUUUCUCUCACUACUGUGUGUUGCAGUUUCUAGAGAGAGAAAGAAGGCGUUCAGCUUAUAGCUCUUUUAUUUUUCCUUGGGAAAAAAAAAGAACUGAAAUUUUGAGCUUAAAAGCCAAUGAAAAUAAACAUAUUCGACCACAAAAUUUUGCCUUUUUUUGGGGGCUUCUUUUAAUUGAUGUCCAUUAAGCAAACGGCACGCCGUUUAUUUCAUUGUUCGUCUCUCCUCUUUGUGUGCAAAGAACCCUAAAGUCUCGCUUCCUCAGAUCACACACACUGUCAAGUUUGGUAAACACUUUUGGUGCUUCUGCUUGGGAGCCCUCUGGGUCUUUGGUGAUUGUACUUCUUUCAGCUGGAAGAUGACAAUUUGAGGCGUCAUUUGGAGUGAUCUGACUAAACACUUGUGUAUGGAUAGACCUACUUUUUACCCAAAAAAUUAGCUGAAAAGAUACAUACAUAAAUAUAUAUAUAUUUUAAUUUUUAAUGCCUGGUAACAAACUUGAAGAGGGGAUCUGCAAUGUAUAUGAGCUAGACAACUCUUCCCAGUGGCAUCUACCUCAAGCUGUUGGUGGCAAUUGGCCAGUAAUUGAUUUCAAUCAGUGGAUUGGAAAGCCAAGACCGAUUGGGGCACAGCAGAAUUUCAAUCUGAAGAACUACAACUUACAGCAAUUAGAUUCUGAGGAAGGAAAUAAUGUUGAGUUCCUACAUGUGGCAUUUGACAAAAGCUAUAUGCAAUUAAAUCCAACACCAGAGCAUUCCAAGAGUUUCAUCUUUAACAAUCAACUGAAUGCAAAUGAACUUUUGCAUGGAUGCCAGAACCUCCAGUCAAAUCAGAACCAGCCAGGUAUUUUCAGUGAAAGUACCUAUUAUGACCAGCAAACUUUGACUUCCAGAGGCUUUUCUAUUUUUAAAUCACAACCGGAAAAUGAGUGUGCAGACAGUCCCACCUUGACAACAAAUUCAGAAAGGUCAGAGAUCACCGAAGCUUCUAGCGAUUUCAACUAUUUUAGAGGACAGCAUCAAUUUGUGAGGGACCAGCAGCUGAGUGCUUCACAGCCUCAACCAAUGCAGCAGCCUGGUUUUAAUGAAAUUCAAUUGUUGCAGCAGCACAUAAUGUUCAAGCAGCUGCAAGAAUUUCAGAGACAGCAGCAGCUUCAGCAGCUAGGUGAUUUGAGGCAACACAGUUCCAUAAACCAGUUUUCUGCUAUUUCUAGACAGGAAGCUGGGGGUCAGUUUUCACCUCUCAUCAGUGGAACACCUGUUCAUGAUACAUCUCAAAUGCUUAGAAACUGGAUGCAUCGAGGUGCAUCUCCUGCUGCUCAAGGAGUAUCUGGUAAAGCUGUAUUCUCCCAAGAGCAAGAUCAAGCUUUAGGUUCUGCAGGUUUUGCUCCUCAUCAGCUUGAUGUCUCUCUAUAUGGAACUCCUAUUUCUAACACAAGAGGCAACAUGAGUCAAUAUUCUCAUCUCCAAGGACCAUCUCGUGAUUCUGUCAAUUUGUUGGCCAAGGCUACUGGUCAAGUACAAAAGUCUGUAAUGCAGUCUGCUGAGUUUGGUAAUCCCCUUUUAGGAGAUCAGCCUGCUGGUCCUUUAGAUCUGGUAGGCUUAUCCCAGGGAGCUUUAAUAUCUAAGCAGGAACUUCAGAUGAAAAAUAAUUUUGGACAAGUUCCUGUUCAGGGUUCAAAUAGUGGAGUUUUUCCAGGAAAUCUUCUGGAGUGUGAUACUCCACAGGGCAAUACAUCCGUGCAGGAAUUUAAUGGGAGACAAGAACAAGCUGAUUGGCCUUCAGUUCAGCAAACAAAACAACCUGGUAGUUCUCAGACUUUGGUUCCUCUAGAUCCAAUAGAAGCAAAGAUUUUGUACAACAUGGAUGACAACAUUUGGGAUGCUUUUGGAAGUCAACUGAAGGCGGAUGCUGGAGGCUUGGGCAACAGAUUGGAACAUCCAGACUCAUCUUAUGCAUUUCCUUCUAUUCAGAGUGGGAGCUGGAGUGCACUUAUGCAGUCUGCUGUGGCAGAGGCUUCUAGCAAUGAUACUGGAGUUCAGGAAGAGUGGAGUAGCUUGAGUUUUCAAAACACAGAUCCCUCGACUGAUAAUCCAAUUUCAAACUUCUUGGACAGCGAGAAGCAACAGACUGGCUGGGUUGAUAACAACUUGCAGAGUAGCUCCUCCUUCAGUUCAAAACCUUUUCCUAUUAUUAAUGAUACUGGCAUGAACUCAAGCUUCCCUGGCUUUCAGCAACCAGGAACCCAAUUAUUAGUUGAACAGAAAAGGGAUAAGGAUGGCUCUUACGAGUCCAUUGAGAAUUACAGCCCUCAGCAGAAGACAUCAAACGACGAUAGUCAGAAGGUUCAAACGUUUAUGCACUCAAAUAAUGCACGGCCUGGACAAAUGUUUGAGAACUCACAAAGUGUUCCACAGCAUCAGAAAGUAUCCUCAAGCGAUAUAGCUAUGGACAAGGGCAGUGAGAGCAUGGUAAAAAGUCAACCUCAAAUAAGUAAUGGCCCUCAUGUUGCACUUCGCUCUUAUGAGGAAGCCAAUGAAACACAAGAAAGGUUGCAGACUUGCCACCAAAGAGAAAAUUCCAAUGACUGCUCAAUAGGCUCGAGUGGUCAUGAUCAAGGAAAUCCUGAACAGUUAAAGUUUUUUGGUAAUAUUUCCAGCAGCUUAAUGAAUGUAGAUAAGGCAUUCUUACCUGAUUUUCAAAGGAAUUCAAGUGUAUCAGAGGAGGUGCCUUCUGGAGUUGAUCGUGUUUCUAAUGCAUCUAUGGCCUUUCAUAGAUCAGUUCUCCCUGAUGGUUCAAAUGUUUCUGCUCAGACAAGUGAACAUAUGCUUGAGCUGCUUCACAAGGUUGACCAAUCAAAGAAUGAUAGCUCCACAAAACAAUUUGGAUCUGUUGAUGGGAGUUUUUCAGCUGAAAUGCCUGGAGCAAAAUCACGUGAUACAUCUGUCUCUCAACUUUACACUCAGUCUUCUGCUUCCCAAGGUUUUGGUUUGAGGUUGGCCCCUCCAUCUCAAAGGAUGGCCAAUUCAAACAGUUCUCUCUUUCCUCCAGGUUUACCACAGACUAUAAACAAUCUGAAUUCUAGACAAGUUAAUCCUGAACUGGAAGAGAAAAAUCAAGCUUGGUCCUCAACUGCUUCACAUGAGCAGGCUCAAAGAGCACGUUGGGAAAACAAAUCUGGUCUGGGACAUAAAAGCUUCCAUCCAUAUGUGAAUAUGCUGGGAAACUCUGUUGCAUCAUUUUCACCUAGUACUCCACAAGCAAGAAAUCAACUUCAAAUGCGUCCCUUGUCCGAUAUACCUGUAUCAUCUCAAUCAUUGCAGACAAUCUUACCUAGCUUAACUGGCAGAUUCCCACCUUUUAACCAAGUCCCUUCUCAAGAUACUCUGCAACAGAUGCAAAAAAAUCCUGUCAGUCAAGAAUUUCCUGUUUUGGAGGCUGCCCCUGUAUCUCAGCCAUCAGUUAUGGCACAACAGGGUGAAAAUUUAGCAAGGCCAUACAAUGUAUGGAGAAAUGUACCAAGCCAGCGACAACCAUUUAAUAUGGAAUCUCUCAAGUUCUCCAAUUAUCCUUGCUCCAUGGAUCCAACAAAUAAUAAUACAAUAAUCACUUCAUUGGCUCCACAUGGGUCAAAUGAUCAAAAUCCCAUAGAAGGUGGAUAUACUUCAUUAGAAAUUGGUGCUUCUUCUAAUUCACAAGGCUUUGACCAAGGGGAAGAGCAUCUGAGAAAAGAGAUGUUGCAACAACAAAUAUCAUCUAAGAUGCAUGAUUCUUCUCAGCCAGGAGGUAUAUCUCAAGGACCUGAGCCUGUUUCUGAUGCAACUGUUCUCUCAUCUGGUUCAUUGAUGUCUCAUGCUCAGCAGCAGGAUCUUGAUAAAGUGACGCAUAGCAAUUACAUUGCACAAGCUUCUUCUGAAAGAAACAUUGAAUCCUUCAGCCAUUCUCAUAAUGACCUCCACAAUUACUCUCUUUUGCACCAAGUGCAGGCGAUGAAUAGUGGUGCAGUCAAGGCUUUGGAUGUUCAACAUGCUGCUGCUUUGGGGGGGCAGCAUUUAAAUGAUAUCAUUUCAAGGCUCAGACUCCCUGUGGAUGGCAAACCAAAUUCAACAUUACAAACCAGUUCAUUUUCAUCUGGCGAUAACCAAAUGCUUGGCUUCUCAGCAGAAGCAAGAGAUUGUCCAACUGUAAAAGCUCCUCAGCAACCUGCACUUCAGUCUAUAAAUUCUCGGGAAAUGGUCACAUUUGGUUAUAAUGACUCCCAUACCCAAUCUAAUCAUACAGAUCAUAACUAUGUUAAUCUGCAAAUGGAACCCUCCUGUUUUAAGCAAUAUGGAGCUCUUAGAAAUGGACAGAUGGUAUCAAUGUUUGAUGCUAGACUUGCAAAAGCUGUUGCUGCACAGUUCUCUCUUGGAAAGCCUUCUCAAAAUAUUCAGAGCUCUUUGGAACAGUUAGAUGCUGUUGUUGCUGGUCAGGGUGGCAGGGUUUGGCCAAGUAGUCAGCUGUUGUCAUCCCCAUAUAUGUUGCCUCCUGAAGUCACCAACCAAGUUGCUACUAUGAGACCAAAGAAGCGAAAAGUGUCACCUUCUGAGCUUCUACCAUGGCAUAAAGAGGUGACUCAUGAUUCCAAGAGGCUUCAAAAAAUCAGGAUCUUUUGCAGUAUGGCAGAACAAGACUGGGCGCAAGCCACAAACCGACUGACUGAGAAGGUGGAAGAUGAGGUUGAAAUGAUUGAUGAUUUGCAACCAAUGCAUCGAUCAAAGAGAAGGCUUAUAUUAACAACACAGCUCCUACAGCAAUUGUUUCAUCCUGCACCAUCAUCCAUUUUAUCUUUGGACUCUGCUUCAAGCUAUGAUAUCAUAUCAUACUUCAUUUCUAGGUUAUCACUGGGAGAUGUGUGUAGCCUUGCUUACUGCUUGAGAAAUGAGUUUCUUGCGCCUGUAAAGAACAGUAAUGUGGAUUCUGAAAAGGUAGAAAAUUCUGAAAGAAGUGGUAGUCAACAAUUUCUGGCGAUUGUGGAGAAGUCCAUUGAUAGAGCAAAGAAGCUGGAGAAUGACUUCCAAAGAUUGGACAAGACAGCAUCAAUUGUAGACAUAAGAGCGGAGUUUCAAGAGUUGGAAAGGUUUUCUGUCAUUAAUCGCUUUGCCAAGUUUCAUGUUCGGGGACAAAUUGGUGUCUCUUGUACUGGUUCCCUGAAACCAAUUCUGCAGAGACACAUCACAGCAUUUCCUAUGCCUCAAAAUCUACCUGAGGGGGUACAAUGUCUUUCACUAUGACUAUCAACUAUUUAUCACAGACUGACUCUCUUAUCUUCUGCAUUCUGCAUUCCAUAGGGUUACCUGUGCCCCUACCAAUACGACUCUUUAUUAACUUGAAACACUGGCAUGCAAGAAAGGAGCAAUGCAAAAUACGAUGGACAGAUAAACUCCAAGUAACCAAGGCCACAUAUUCAUUAUGAAUUAAGGCCAUUGAUUGUCAUUUUUGAGGAAGUAUAUAUUGUUUCUUGUAUAUGUUAGUGAAAUUCCAAGGAAAAUAGGGAGUAUUCAAAUUACUUUUUAUAGAGCAAGAGGAACAGUAUUGUGGAUGUUCUCUAGGGCUUGUUACAUAAAUUAGUUAAAUUUAGCUUUUAUAUAAUCAGUGGCUGCAAUUGUUUAGCAA
Manihot esculenta (cassava) is the source of this 5735-nucleotide messenger RNA. RefSeq lists its product as uncharacterized. NCBI's taxonomy places the organism in Eukaryota, Viridiplantae, Streptophyta, Magnoliopsida, Malpighiales, Euphorbiaceae. The record is from RefSeq and is a predicted model, not a curated record. The transcript has 9 exons. Bases 563 to 5353 code for a protein of 1596 amino acids.